AUGCCACGAAAAACCAAAGUCGUACCUCAUUUGAAUACUUUAAACAAAAAACGAUAUUCAACUACCACUGUCGAUGAAAACGAUGGCUCUGGAUCAUCUGAAGAAUUUGAGGAAAUGGAAAGUGAUUCAAACAACAUGGCAGAUGAUGAAGUUGUUGAUUUUCAAGAUAAAAUCUCCAUCGAAAAUAUUGCUGAUGUUUUUGAGUUGUGCCAAGCUACUUGUCCAGUGAAAUAUCUCAGUGUUCUUAUGUACAUGAGUCUGAGACAUUUAGGUAUCAAAUGGACUGAUAGUGAUAAUAUUCUACGUCAAAUCGGUGCUUUUAAAAGCGAGACCUCGCAUAAGUGGUCGAAAGCUUUUCUGUCCGGGGAUUUUGAUGAGUUUGUCAGUGAAAAUCGCGGCGGAAAGCAUUCGCCAGAUUUCUGGAAUUAUUUUCCAGAAAUCGAAAUCAGCGCCAAACAAUUUACACUUGAACGUUGUUCUCAAAAAGUUGCGAGUUUCACCUCAAUGGAUCUAGCACUAUUUAUCGACACCGCUUAUUAUGAAACUAUUGGUAUAACAAAAGAUACAGAUUCCGAAUUAAUUCGCUCAGUUUCGUCCUGCAGAAACGAUCUACGUCGGUGGGGUGCGACUUUCAAAGAGAAUGGUGCUCGCCCCUAUUUCGAGGGGCAUGAACGCCAGGAUGUUGUUGAAAGUAGAAAAGCAUUCAUCGAUAGCUUUCUUUCCAGACAAGAUUCGUUUUACACAGUGUCAGACGAUCCGCAGUUGCCUGGAUGGCAAGUUCCAACAAAACAAAAUCCUUCUAUCAUUCUCUUUCAUGAUGAGUCAACUUUCAAAUCUGAGGAAGUUGCCCAAAGAGAUGGUGCUUCGGAGACUCUGCUCCCUUUUAUUCGAAGAGUAAAGAAAUACCAUCAACUAGGUGCACCAACAGUCUUAGAAUAUGUUCUAAACACUGCCAGCGCUUCACUCAACGUUGGUUAUGAUAAUUAUCUGGAUAAUGCUGCAGUUCUAGGACAGUGUGAGCGCCUGUUCCAGAUGAUAGAAUUUAAGGAAUGUUUCAAAGGACAUACAAUUGAAUGUGUUUUCGAUCAAGCACGUACACAUACAGCUAAGUCUCAUUCAGUUAAUGACUUUAGUCGCUCAGUUGGCACUAAGUGUACUGUUGAUAAAAUUCAAUAUCUCGAUCCAAAUGGAAAAGCAAGAUCAAUCGACUGUUUCUUUCAGAGUGGCCCAAAUAAGGGUCUAAGUAAAGGGCUCGACGUCAUUGCAAAAGAGUUAGGUAUUGCCCAACCCGAAAAAUUCAAACUUCCUGCCUUACGUGAUCAUCUCUCAACUCAUCCAGCAUUUCAAAAUGUCUCUCGUCUCGAACUUCUUGUGCAAAAGUACCACGUAAGAAUUCAUUUCUGUCCUAAAUUCCAUUACGAGCUCUUCGCAAAUCAUAUUGCUAAUCUAUUACAACCAUACGAAUAUGAAACCGUAUGCAGCAAUGUGAAAUGUCCAGUUAGAAGAAAAUCUCAUCAAAGCUCUCGUUUAUCAUUCAAUGUGAAAAAUGGCAACAUUCAAGAUCAAAUUAUUGCUGAAUUUGGUACUCGAAGUCGGGAGAAAUGUGGUGCUGAACUAAACAGAUGGUCUUCAGACACGCCUUUGCCGAAAACUUUCGAAUAA
Messenger RNA from Rotaria socialis, 1662 nucleotides. NCBI's taxonomy places the organism in Eukaryota, Metazoa, Rotifera, Eurotatoria, Philodinida, Philodinidae. The record is from the annotation of a GenBank genome assembly.